CCACUUUUUCCCCCCCUGAACCUUUCUAUUUUUUUUUUCAUUAUUUCAUUAUUAUUGUUUUCAAACCUCCACCCUCACUCACCGUCGUCCGUCGUAUCGGAGAGAGAAGCUGAAGGAAGCUGAAGCUCAGUGGUGUGGUGUCCAGUAUCAACAAAAGCAGCGAGCAGGACGAUCAACAGACAGCUCUGCAUUCCUCGUACGGUUGGCGAAGAGCUUCAUCCAAAGUAUAGAGGUUCAAAGGCAUCCCUGUCGAUAGACUUCUCUACACACUCUCCCAUACACAGCAUGUCUGACGAGCCUCUUCCCCCUCCACCGCUCGCCGCUGCCCAGCCGCCGGUCGAUUCGUAUGCCCCUCCCCCUCUCGUUCCUGCUGCUCCGGAUAACGGGCCUCCCCCUCUCAACAUGGAUGGAGUGAACUCAGCUCCGGCAGGCCCAUCAUAUCCCGCCGAACCGCUGCUCGUUGCCCCUCCACUCGAGCCAUCUCAACCCAUGGACGGUGCAGCUGCUCCUCUCAAGCCAUUACUGAACCCUCUUCAGACUGGAAACUCCCCGAUGCCCUCAACAGAAGUUGAACCUCCUCGCAGUCCAAAUCCAGCCAACGCAGCGAUUGAUGACAAAGGCAAUAAUGUCGAGCUCGACGUUCCCAGCGCUUCAGCAAGCGUCGUUGGACCGGCCGUUGUCCCACCAUCGAUCUCUGUGGAGAGGCCAUUAGAGUCAGCAGCUACCGAGCCCGUUCUCACGUCUAGCACUCUCCUCCCAAUAGCGGGUCAAUCCAGCUCAGCAGCCGUGAUUCCAUCGCCUUCACCUGUUCCUCCUCCUAUCCAAUCACCUUCAUCCCUCCCUCGAGAUGCACCGAUGCCACCGACGCCAGAACCUAGAGACGAGCCUGCUCCCGUGCUUCAUUCUGGUCUCAUCCCUCCUGUGGUUCCCGCCCCCACGGCCAUCACCACAGAGGCAUCCGAAGGGCCAUUGAGAUCAGCUGCACCACCGCCAGAGACAUCGUUUCCCAUGUCAUCCGAGUCUCAAGCUGGGCCAUCUCAGCAUUCAGCUCCCGCCGAUUCUCAGCCAAAUGCUGUCGCUCCUGUGCAACCCCUUUCAGCCGUCUCGGGUGCUCCUCCCACGCCGCCUGAGGACACUCCUCCAGUCCCCAAUCCAAUGCAGUCUCAGACUUCAGGGGUGCCCCCCACUGCGUCAGACGCAAUGGAUGUUGAUGUCACUGCACCUCCCUCCUCCGAACCAAUCUCGGCUUCCUCAUCCAAUGGAGCCCUCAAACGCUCGGGAGACGAUCUCGAGGGGCGAGAGGAGAAGCGGGUCAAGGAGGAAGCUCCACUUGCACCCACCGCUACUCCCGCUGCCCCUACAGAUGCCCCAGCACCGGCUCUUCCUCCAGUCGAUCCCAACGCUCCUCCUCCCCCUUGGCUCACUUACACGCCUCCGCCUUCAAAGCCUGCCGGACCGACCACUCCUCUCACUCCAAAUCAACACAAGCAUCUCCUCAACGCUAUCCGCAACCUGAAGAAGAACGCUUCUGCAAUCAACUUCCUCGAACCCGUCGACGUGGUCCGAUUCGGAAUUCCGCAUUAUGCUCAAAUCAUCGACAGACCCAUGGACCUCGGCACAGUCGAGACCAAGCUCAUUGUCAGCGAUCCUCGAGGACCACCGAAGGACAAGAGCAAAAUGAGCAAAUGGGACGAGAGCAAAGGCCGUUAUGGCAAUGUCAGUGACGUCGUUCAGGAUGUGAGGCAGAUCUGGGAGAAUACGAGAAAAUUCAACGGACCGACGCAUGUUGUGUCGGAGGCUGCCUCAAAGCUCGAGACGACGUUCGAAAAGUCUCUGAAUAACAUUCCGCCAGAGCCUUCCGCGGCGCCCGCACCAGCGCCCCCGCCUGCUCCUGCCCCUCAACCUGCUGAUGCUGGACCCUCGUCACACACCCGUCGUCCAUCCGUUUCCCAAGUCCCGACUAUCAGACGUUCUUCAGUCGGACCCGACAGGCCAAAGCGGGAGAUUCACGCGCCGCCAUCCAAAGAGUUGCCAUAUGCCGAUGCCAAGCCACGUCGAAGAAACGACUCGCAGCUUCGCUGGGCAGAAAGAGAACUUGCCAAGAUUGAGAAGGCCGCGAAGAACUACAACAUAGUCUCUCCAUUCCUGUACGAGGUGGAAAAGAUUGUGGAAGCUUUCCCUCAAUACUCUCAGGUUGUCAAGCAACCCAUCGAUCUCAAUCACAUCAAGCAGCGCCUCAGCGAUGGAACCUAUGACGAAGUACACCAGGUCGAUGCCGACAUGCGUCUCAUGUUCAAGAAUGCUCUUGCGUUCAACCCGCCUGGUGACCCAGUCAACGAUGCAGCUCAGGGAUUCAAGCAGAUUUGGGAUGAGAAAUGGAAACAGCUACCUGCGAAAGUAGAGAUGAGAGAUGAAAGCGAGGACCCGCUUGCUGGUGAUGAAGAGACCGCUUCGGAUGCGGAAGACACUGCUCGCCUUGCGAAGCUCGAAAGCCAAAUUGGCAAACUACAGGCCGAAAUCACCGACAUCAAGGCUCGACAGGCCGCCCGAAAGGCUUCCAAACCGAAAAAGAAGACCAAGCCAUCCGGCGGGCGGAAAUCCUUCUCGAAGAGCUCACCAGGUGCAAAUGGGCACGGCGGCCCGAAAAAGUCGAAGAAGAACCGGGAUAUGGUGUUUAAGGACGAAGAGGAGCCUGAUUCCGAGGAGGAAGCGAAGAAUCUCACUAUGAGCCAAAAGCAAGAGUUGGCGGAGAAGAUCAAUCAGGUGGAUGAGUCGGUGUUGACAAAGGCGGUCGACAUCAUCAAGGAGACCAUGCAGCUGUCAUCUGAGCAAGAAAUAGAAUUGGACAUUGAGCUUCUACCCCCUCGUACAAUCUAUCGACUGUACAAUCUCGUCUGCCGAGGCGGUCGCAAAGCGGCCCGUGCCAAACCUGGACAAGGGAAACGAAGCUCUACUGGCAAGAAGGCUGGCGGCGCUAGGAAGACAGUCAAUGAGCAAGCGGAAGAAGAACGGAUCCGGCGGAUGGAAGCUCAACUUCAGAGCUUUGAUGCUGGUCGUGGAGGGACGGGCUGGGACGGUGGGGAUGAAAGCGAGAGCAGUGAAGAUGAGAGUAGUGAUGAGGAUUGAUAAAAAAAAUGGCUUUUCAUUCGAAAGCUGUAACAGAGACACAGCACAGUUCUUUCGUAGAUGGUGUAGAGCAUGAUCAAGGCAUUGUAGGAAAACGGAGAGACAGACAGAGAGACACCAGAAUGAACAACAUGCAACAAGUCAAAACAAGUGU
Molecule: messenger RNA, 3280 nt
Organism: Kockovaella imperatae
Lineage: Eukaryota; Fungi; Basidiomycota; Tremellomycetes; Tremellales; Cuniculitremaceae
Exons: 5
Coding region: 286-3126 (946 amino acids)
Biological process (GO): regulation of DNA-templated transcription; chromatin remodeling
Cellular component (GO): nucleus; chromatin
Source: RefSeq, a predicted model, not a curated record